UGGCGAAGACCGAAAGACAAUGUUGAUACAACUAUGCGAGUUUACUGGUUUCCUAUUUAAUGCAGGAUGGGCCGGCCGGCAGUGAGAAGCGUCAAAAGAAAGACCCCGAAGGAGGAAAAAAGUCCAACUAACAAAGAAUGUCCUCUCAAGCCUUCUCUUUAUCACUCUUUUACGUCGCUGGAGAUGGGGGCCCUCAGGAAACAUCUGCUUGCUUGGUAUGAUAAAUCUAAGAGAGACCUGCCCUGGAGAACCCUGGCUAACACUGAACCUGACGUGAACAGAAGAUCUUAUGCAGUGUGGGUUUCAGAAGUCAUGCUGCAGCAGACACAAGUUGCUACUGUGAUUGACUAUUACAACAAGUGGAUGAAGACAUGGCCAACGCUUCAGGAUCUUGCACAAGCGUCUUUGGAGGAGGUGAAUGAAAAAUGGUCUGGGCUGGGAUAUUAUUCCCGGGGCAGGAGGCUCCACGAAGGAGCCAAGAAGGUAGUGUUGGAAUUAAAAGGCCAGAUGCCCCGGAGUGCUGAAGAACUACAGAAGCUUUUGCCAGGAGUGGGAAGAUACACCGCAGGGGCAGUGGCGUCUAUCUCCUAUGGACAGGUAACGGGUGUAGUAGACGGGAACGUGAUCAGAGUUUUGUGCCGACUGCGUUGCAUAGGAGCGGACUCGAGCACCCCUGCGGUUAGCGACAGGCUUUGGGAACUGGCGAAUGAGCUUGUUGAUUCGGAGAGGCCUGGCGAUUUUAACCAAGCCAUGAUGGAACUCGGGGCAACAGUGUGCACCCCAAAAAAGCCCCAAUGCACGGACUGUCCCCUGCAGAGCCUGUGCCGGGCAUAUAAAAAGGCAGAAAUGGAGUCCGCAUCAGCCGCCAAUAAACUUCUGAAGGGGAAACCAAACCUCAAGGCUGAGAUCCGAGAUAUAGAGGAAUGCGAUGCCCCUGGUUCUUGUGCCCUAUGCUUGCCUUCAUCCGAUCCCUGGGACAUAGCCCUCGGAGUGGCAAAUUUCCCCCGCAAGCCUGCCAAGAAGGCAUCGCGCAUGGAGCGGACGGUAACCUGCGUGUGCCGGAGACUGGGAGAAGACGGGGAACCUGAAUAUUUGCUGCUACAGAGACCCAGCUCAGGGCUCCUGGCGGGGAUGUGGGAAUUUCCCAGCAUGCUCUUAGAGAAGGAUCACGCCGAAAAAGAUCGCAGACACGUCAUGUGCAGGCGUCUUCAGGAGGUCACUGGCCACGUGGUAUCAUUGAAAGAGAUACAAUACGCAGGCGAGGUAGUCCACAUAUUCUCCCACAUCCAUCAGACGUAUGUGGUCUAUUUUCUGUCCUUGUGCCAUCGCAAAGCAGACAUCUCUGUUAAGGAGGAAGAAGGCGAAGGACCGGCUACUCGCUGGGUUACCAAGAAACAGUUUCAGGCAUCGGCUGUCUCCACUGCCAUGAAAAAGGUUUUUAAGUUGUGUGAGAAUAAAAUGCCUGACUCCAGUAACACGUCAAGAAAACGCAAGAGGGACACCGCCGACCUCCCACCGCCAGGGGGCAGAAUAAAAACCGAGCCUGAGAAGCAGACGUCCAUACAGAUGUUCUUUAAACCUGCUGCCAAAAAGUGACCGGUGACCAGAUGUGCUUUACCAAGACGAGGACUCGGGCGCGAUUGGCUGCUGCCUGACAGCGGACUGUGAGCCGGUUUAUGGGUCUGCAUUGUACUAACCUCAGGCCAGACUCCCAAUAGCUGGAUGUAAUAGAUCUUAACGUAUUUUUGCUUAAGUCAAAGGAAAGGUCAUGUAAC
Spea bombifrons (plains spadefoot toad) is the source of this 1775-nucleotide messenger RNA. It is a transcript of the gene MUTYH, whose product is annotated as mutY DNA glycosylase. Gene Ontology annotation, cellular component: nucleus. The transcript has 15 exons. Gene Ontology annotation, molecular function: purine-specific mismatch base pair DNA N-glycosylase activity; 4 iron, 4 sulfur cluster binding; oxidized purine DNA binding. Gene Ontology annotation, biological process: base-excision repair; mismatch repair. NCBI's taxonomy places the organism in Eukaryota, Metazoa, Chordata, Amphibia, Anura, Pelobatidae. Bases 67 to 1596 code for a protein of 509 amino acids. The record is from RefSeq and is a predicted model, not a curated record.